Molecule: messenger RNA, 3576 nt
Organism: Anoplopoma fimbria (sablefish)
Lineage: Eukaryota; Metazoa; Chordata; Actinopteri; Perciformes; Anoplopomatidae
Gene: arih2
Product: ariadne homolog 2 (Drosophila)
Exons: 14
Coding region: 273-1808 (511 amino acids)
Biological process (GO): positive regulation of proteasomal ubiquitin-dependent protein catabolic process; protein polyubiquitination; ubiquitin-dependent protein catabolic process
Cellular component (GO): cytoplasm; ubiquitin ligase complex
Molecular function (GO): zinc ion binding; ubiquitin conjugating enzyme binding; ubiquitin protein ligase activity
Source: RefSeq, a predicted model, not a curated record
UUCCACAGAUCAACCCAUAACCAGCUUUCCAAAUGAGUGACGGGGAGUGUGACUUCUUCUGCUUCUUCCGCUGCUGCUGAGUGCGCUCUCUACGCGCCUCAGGCAGACAGGAAGGCAGGGUGUCUCCUAAAAGUGAAGCAAGCAGGUGGAAAGGGGCGCAGGGAGACACGGCAAGGUGUUGCUUCAAACAAGCCACUUCAACCAAUUGAACCACUUAGAUCCGACAGGUAGACGUCCCGCCUACCUGCCGGGUGGUCGAUUCAAUCGACUAGAUGUCUGUGGAUAUGAACAGCCAGGCGUCGGACAGCAACGAGGAAGACUUUGGGGUGAACUCUGAAGAAGAUGAGGAUGAUGAUGGAGGAGAAGAAGAGGAGGAUCAGGGCGACAUUUCAACCUACUAUGAUGGGGUGGCGAGUGACGUGGAGCAACAGGGCGCUGACUCCUUUGACCCGGAGGAGUACAUGUUCACCUGUCUGACCUACAAAGAGAGUCAGAGGGUGUUGAUAGAGGAGGUUAACACUGUGGCUGCUGCCCUGAAGGUUUUACCAGCGGUAGCAAAACUGAUCCUGGUGCAUUUGCACUGGCAGAUUACACAAAUACUGGACAGAUAUAAGUCCAACUCGUCUCUGCUUUUGUCAGACGCUCUGGUCCAGCCCAGCAGCACCUCCAGAUCAGUUACUGCUUCCCACUCGCUCCAGUGUGGUGUGUGUCUACAGGUCGUGCGGAGAGACUCCCUGCUGGCACUGCCCUGCCAGCACUCAUUCUGCAAAGCAUGCUGGGAGCAGCACUGCACUGUCCUGGUCAAAGAUGGCACGGGAGUGGGUAUCUCGUGUAUGGCUCAGGAGUGUUCCCUGCAGAUGCCAGAAGACUUUGUCCUGCCGUUGCUGCCAGGAGAGGAGCUGAAGGACAAAUACAGACGCUACCUCUUCAGAGAUUACGUCGAGAGUCACUUCCAAUUGCAGUUAUGUCCAGGUGCCGACUGUCCCAUUGUCAUCAAGGUGCAGGAGCCCCGGGCGCGCAGGGUGCAGUGUAGCCGUUGCAGUGAAGUCUUCUGUUUUAAAUGCCGUCAGAUGUACCACGCACCCACAGACUGUGCAACGAUCCGGAAAUGGCUGAUAAAAUGUGCAGAUGACUCGGAGACGGCUAACUACAUCAGCGCGCACACUAAAGAUUGUCCUAAGUGCAAUAUUUGCAUUGAGAAGAACGGAGGAUGCAAUCACAUGCAAUGCUCCAAGUGCAAACACGACUUCUGCUGGAUGUGUCUUGGUGACUGGAAGACUCAUGGCAGUGAAUACUACGAGUGCAGCCGCUACAAAGAAAACCCUGAUAUAGUCAACCAGAGCCAGCAGGCUCAGGCCAGAGAGGCCCUCAAGAAAUACCUCUUCUACUUUGAGAGGUGGGAGAAUCACAACAAGUCUCUGCAGUUGGAGGCUCAGACAUACCAGAGGAUCCAGGAGAAGAUCCAGGAGAGAGUGAUGAACAACCUUGGAACCUGGAUCGACUGGCAGUACCUGCAUAACGCUGCAAAGCUACUGGCUAAGUGUCGCUACACUCUGCAGUACACGUACCCAUAUGCCUAUUACAUGGAGUCCGGCCCACGCAAGAAACUGUUUGAGUACCAGCAGGCCCAGCUGGAAGCAGAAAUUGAAAACCUGUCGUGGAAGGUGGAGCGGGCCGACACCUACGAGAGGGGCGUGGUGGGAGGCGAGGGGGAGAUCAGCGCCAGCGACAGAGGGGAUCUGGAGAAUCAGAUGCACAUUGCUGAGAAGAAGAGACGCACGCUGCUGAACGGUUUCCAAGACACCUGAAGCCCCAUCGCGACUGCAAAGCACCAGCAUCUCCCUCCUUCCUCUCUUCCUUGCCUCGUGUCUUUGCUUCCUUCCAUGGCCAUCCCUUGGUGCAGUCAUACCAACCCAUCCUUUUGCUUCUCCACUCGCUCAUUUGCUUCUUUCUUUCUGUCUUUCCCUCUUCUCGCUCCCAUAAUGCUGCAGGGUCAGAGAAUGGCACGAUUGUAUCUCCCUUCUCCCUUAUUCGCAUCAACACCUCAUUUACAUGUUUGGCUCCAGAUCAUCACGUUCACCGUGGUUAAAGCUUUUCAGAUCUGAUCAUAAAGGUCAAAUUUUGAGAUCAUGUCAUGUGACUAAAACAGUUGGUGUGCUCUAAUUCCACACAAAGCAUUUGGACACUGACACGAGCAGCUAGAAACAACAUGUUGCGCCUUGAAAGAGUCAGAGCUGUUAGAUUAUUCCUGUGAUGCUGGAAUAAUCAUUAGAGAAAAAUGGUAAAAUGAUCAAGAUGCUUUUGUUGUUUAGCAGACAAGGGAGAUGUGGGAGAUGGAAUGCAUUUCUCUAAGGAGACUGUGCUGAUUGUGGAUCUGUAAAUGGUGGUUUCAAGUAGACCAUAAUGACUAGGUGGUACUUGCUGGCAGUUGUACUUACUGGAGUGGCCUGAACCGUAUGAUAAGAAUAGGCCAGAAACAUGCAAAGUUGCUUUUCGGAGCACAUUUAAAAUUCAGUUACCUCUCCUUAGCUGCAGAAGUUUAAUUGAUAUAAUGAAAAUAAAAUGUAUAACAUCAAAGAUGAUUGAGUAGUUAAAUGUAAGAAGCUCCCCUCUAGUGUUUGAUACUCUUAGAUAAAAUGUGUCACUGCCCUUGCUUUGUUUUGAAACUAACUAUAUUAUCCACCAGGACAGGUGCAACUUCACAGGAUAUGAAGAAUUCUCAAUGGCAGAUUAUGGACACCUUUCAUUGUAUAGGUGUUUCUUUGGGUUUUUUUUCACGUAUUCUGCCAUAAACGUGUAUAGGGUGUGUUUACUGUGGAGAAAUGGUGACUUCUCAGUCCCACAUACUCCUUGAGUUAAAAUACAGUAUUUUCCUACUGAGAUGCAUGUUCACUUAAACAAAGUACGUAAGAAUAAGAUGAUGUACUUAAAUAACAACUUUUUUGGUUUUUUUUGCCAGUGUUUCACAAUAAACACACCUUCCCCAUUUGUUUGUUGUGUUAGUAACUAACCUGACCUACUACUGCCAGCAAAUAGUUGCUAGUCAUUUUAGUCCAAGUACAACUACUGAAAUACCCAUUUUUGUCUCUUUACGUACUCCUACUGAUGUUGUUGCUUGAUUGUGUUCAGCUAGUUUAGAUCCAAACCAGUGUGAGCCACACCUUCUCCAUAACAAUUUAACAUUUGCACCUCCACUGACCAGCCGAUGAACUUGAGUGUAAUCUCAGUCAUCCAUGCACACUACAGCACCCACACACCGACAUUAACAUAGCAUUUGCACGCACAUACCAUGCUCACAUUGACACACUCAUGCUCAAACACUCCUCUGCAGAAAAUAAACGUUAACGGUUAAUUUGUCUCCUUCCCCCAUCUUGUGCUCUCUUCUCUUUCUUUACAUUUGUCCCUCACUUUAUUUUGCUCCUUAUUUUUUCUUUACUUCCUGCUCACAUUGUUCACUUUUCUUCUGGAAAAUGGCUGUUGAUAGAUCGUUUAAAAAAAACUGAAAAAGGAAAAAAAAUGGUUGUAAUUUUCAACAGUUGUACAUUAAUACAGAAAUAGUUACUGAGAGUUUUUAAA